UUCUAGCAGAAUUGAAGGAAUUAAAACAUUCUAGCAGUUUUUUGACAGUUUUGACAAUUUCAAGCUGCUAUACUUUCUUUUCUGUAUAUCCGGUUCAAGUGAUUGGGUUGUGUUUUUUAAAAGAAUUCAAUCAAUAUGCCACCAAGGAAGAACAAAGUUCAAAAAGAGGAAGUCCAGGUUUCCCUAGGACCCCAAGUGCGCGAUGGUGAGCUUGUAUUCGGUGUUGCUCACAUCUAUGCAAGUUUCAACGACACCUUCGUCCAUGUUACCGAUUUGUCCGGCCGUGAAACCAUUGCCCGUGUUACCGGAGGAAUGAAGGUCAAGGCUGAUCGUGAUGAAGCUUCACCCUACGCUGCUAUGUUGGCCGCUCAAGAUGUUGCUGAAAAGUGCAAGACUCUUGGAAUCACUGCCCUGCACAUCAAGCUCCGUGCCACCGGUGGAAACAAGACAAAAACUCCAGGACCAGGUGCUCAAUCGGCACUCCGUGCUCUGGCUCGUUCAUCGAUGAAGAUUGGCCGCAUCGAGGAUGUGACUCCAAUUCCAUCAGAUUCCACACGUAGGAAGGGAGGUCGUCGUGGUCGCCGUUUGUAGAUUGAUAAUGUGUGCCGGAUUUGUUUUGUGCUUCAUUAUUUGGGAUUAGAUUAUUCCAUAAAUUGUGACGACAAAACUGAUUUUUUAUUGAUAUAAACAAAAACCCAUAAAAAUCUAAA
Episyrphus balteatus (marmalade hoverfly) is the source of this 710-nucleotide messenger RNA. RefSeq names its product 40S ribosomal protein S14a. Bases 136 to 591 code for a protein of 151 amino acids. Gene Ontology annotation, molecular function: mRNA 5'-UTR binding; small ribosomal subunit rRNA binding; structural constituent of ribosome. Gene Ontology annotation, biological process: maturation of SSU-rRNA from tricistronic rRNA transcript (SSU-rRNA, 5.8S rRNA, LSU-rRNA); translation; ribosomal small subunit assembly. The record is from RefSeq and is a predicted model, not a curated record. Lineage: Eukaryota; Metazoa; Arthropoda; Insecta; Diptera; Syrphidae. The transcript has 3 exons. Gene Ontology annotation, cellular component: ribosome; cytosolic small ribosomal subunit.